This is a messenger RNA of Histoplasma mississippiense, 1422 nucleotides long. RefSeq lists its product with no specific name. The record is from RefSeq and is a predicted model, not a curated record. The coding region runs from base 1 to 1422 and encodes 473 amino acids. The transcript is spliced from 5 exons. Gene Ontology annotation, molecular function: catalytic activity. NCBI's taxonomy places the organism in Eukaryota, Fungi, Ascomycota, Eurotiomycetes, Onygenales, Ajellomycetaceae.
AUGAGGGACACACUAAACCUCCUACAAUAUAACGUGCACAACUCUGCGAGAGUUAUGGUCAAUGUGUAUGCACCUCCUCCAGGGGGCUACAGCAGUGAACCGGAGGAAUCCCCCAUAGGCCAGCUGCAGGAGGUAGCCGGAAUGGGCACAGAUGCAGAGCUGGUCAUAUUAGGAGAUCUUAAUGUCCACCAUGAGAGGUGGGGAGGGGUGAGAGUGGAGAGAAACUUCCGCAUGGCAUGGCAGCUAAUAGCACAGGUGGAUAGGCUGGGUCUCCAGCUUGCCACACCUGUAGGAGCUACCACAUGGCAGGACAGAGGCAGCCCAGGAACGACUAUAGACCUCACCUUUCUAUCACCACUCCUGCACGACAAGCUCAGGAGGUGUGCAAUAGCGGAGGAGGCAUGCAAAGGAUCUGACCAUAAGCCCAUAGAAACAACACUGGAACUCACACCCAUCCCAAAGGAGGCUGAGAGACGAAACUGGAAGAAUGCGGAGCCUGAGGAGGUAGCAAGGGACUGCCAAAAGCUAUAUGUGCCACAAAGCCUGGACUCCAGGCAAGCAGUCAAGGAGUAUGCAGACUACCUGGUAGGAUUUGUAGGGACAUUAGCGGACAAACACGCCACCGUAAUGGAGGAGUACAAGCAGGCUAGGAGGUCCCAGCUCCCAGAAAUGGAGCGGCUCAGGGCACGCUGCAAGCGCAACAGAGAAAUCCACUUGGCUAAGACAGCAAACUUCAGAGAUCUGGUUGACAGGACCCGUGAUGACCCCAGAUUGAUGAAGGCACCAGGGAGGAGUGGGAUCACCAACGAGUUCCUUAAGAUGCUGGGCAGAACAUUUGUGGAGGCCAUAACAGCUCUCACCAAUGCAUGCUGGCAUUGGGAGACUUACCCAGACACGUUUAAGGAAGCCAAGACAGUGGCCUUGCGCAAGCCAGGGAAGGCUGACUACCAGACUGCAGGAGCGUGGAGACCCAUUGCCUUGCUGGACACAAUAGGGAAGAUUGUGGAGGCAGCAACUGCAAAACGCCUGCGGAAGAUCGCGGAGGACCACAACCUGCUACCCUCACAGCAAAUGGGGGCAAGAAGGGGCAGGUCCACUGAAACAGCCAUAGCACAACUUCUAGCCCAGAUAAGGACAGUGUGGCAGCACCCAGGACAGGUGGCAUCGGUACUCUCCCUAGACAUGACAGGGGCCUAUGACAAGGUGCUGCGGGAGCGAAUGGUUCACAUCCUCCGGCGACUGGGCAUCCCCAGGGACCUGGUGGGAUGGGUUGCGUCCUUCAUGACCAACAGGAAAUCCACAAUUGCCUUUGAGGGCCAGGAAUCAGACACCUUUGACAUCCCAGCAGGCAUCCCGCAGGGGUCGCCCCUAUCACCUAUACUAUUCCUAUUCUACAAUGAGGAACAGACGAUGUCAACGUGA